UCCCUCUCAGUCUCUCAGUGGCUGACAAGAUGUUAUUGCCUUGGAUCUGCCUAUUCAUUGCCCUGGCAGCUGAAAGGAACUCUGCAUCUGCAAUAAAUAAUAUAGGAGAUACCUCACCCGCAUACACUGGGAAACCGUCAGCGCCACUGCGUAGGUUUUUUAAAAGAGAAUUAAAAUGUGAAGAUGGGGAAUAUCCUGGAAAUCAAUAUUGCUGUAAGAACUGUCCAGCUGGGACCUACGUAGAGAACGACUGCCAGGAGAAUCAUCAGAAACCCAACUGCCAGCCUUGCACUGAUGGAAAAGAUUACAUGGACAAACCCAAUGGAUAUCAUCAGUGCCUCCUCUGCAAACGCUGUGACCCGGAACAAGGAGAGGACGUUCAUUCUCCUUGCACAGUCUUCCGGAAUACAGUGUGUAAAUGCAAAGUCAAUUUUUUCUGCGGAACCAACUCCACCCAAGACCCCAGGAGCUGCGAUCACUGCCAGCCGUGCACUCAAUGUGAGAAAGGCGUUGCUGAGAGUUGCACGGAGACAAGAGACACAGUGUGCAACAAAGGGAGUCGGUACCGCUGGGGGUUGCUAGCAGCUCUGAUACUAGUGGCUGUGGGUGCAGGUUUGCUGUGUGUAAGAUGCAGACAAAAACCCAGGCCCAUAUACCAGCCUCCAACACUGACUCCCCUAGUCAAGCCUUAUCCUUCACACCUUGAAGAUAUUGAUUUAGAAACUCCUCUACAAGACCUGGCGGACAUUAUGCUGCAUGACGACGUGGUGAAGUGUGUCAGGAGAAUGGGCCUCUCCAACCCUACCAUAGAUGACAUUAAAAACACCAAUGGACAAGGCCGCGAAGGAAGGUACCAGUUGCUUAGAAGUUGGUAUGUGCAAUACGGGCAAAUGGGGGCACUUCGGCACCUCAUCGAAACUCUCCGAAACCAAGGCCUCAACAAACCCGCAGACGACUUCAUCGAUAUCUUAAAAAGAAGAGUGCAGCCCUAAGGAGAGACCACAAAAAAGGUGACGUUCGUGGACUAUUGACUGUGGGCAUCUUGAAUAUGAGUAUGGGUGCUCCAUUAUAGAGAGGAGGACAACAGUGGCUGCCACAGUGGGCACCAUGAUGUAUGUAUAUAAAUGGAAACUGCAAUGAUGCAUCCCAUGUUGUAUUCAUAGUGUAAAUAUGAGCAACAUUUCCACUAACCACGGCCCAUAGGACAAAGUGGACGGGAGAAGAAUGUUGACGUUUACUAGAGUAUAAGUAUAAUUUACAAAUGAAUUUGCCUGUAUAUAGUGGGUGAGGGGUUGAAGAACGGAUGUUGUUGGGGGUUUGCUUAUUGAGAACAGGACCAAAGGGAACCUCAACAUAUGCACUUUCUCAGCCAUGGGGCAAGGAGAGAACGUUCUCCACCUGAAGGGCUGGCGGGGAAGGAUACCAACUCCAGGAAACUUGCCUCUGUACAGGAGAAAGCAGGAGUGUUCUUGCACCAGCAAAUACCAGCUGACCCCCUAGAGAAGAGUAGGUAUGGAGACUGGAGGAUGGACAGGUUCCAUGGGGGCACAAUGACUUAUCCCUACUACCUAAAACCUGGUAUACAAGGAAAAGGUACAGUGAGGGGCAUGAAGGCUAUGGUAGGCCAUCCAGAACAAUUAGUAUAUCCCCAAAUACGAGAGCAGAAUUGCUUGAGAUGGUGGGAAGGUGCAUUUCCUGGGCACAUAAUUGUACUUCCUUCCUGUGAAAGUCACACAUUCCUUCCAUGCUUUAUGGCUUGUAUUCCCCCAAGACUGGUGCGUUGGUCCUUGAUCAUCUACAUGAUCCUACAGGGCUCAUUAGUUUAGUUUCAAACUUAGAAGAGGAAUAGAAUUACAAAGAGACCAACCUGUAGCCAAUAAGAGCACUGGAAUGUACAUUAAGGCAGACCAGCCUGUAGCCAAUAAGAGCACUGGAAUGUAUAUUAAGCCAGACCAACCUGUAGCCAAUAAGAGCACUGGAAUGUACAUUAAGCCAGACCAACCUGUAGCCAAUAAGAGCACUGGAAUGUACAUUAAGCUAGACCAACCUGUAGCCAAUAAGAGCACUGGAAUGUAUAUUAAGCCAGACCAACCUGUAGCCAAUAAGAGAACUGGAAUGUACAUUAAGCCAGACCAAUCUGUAGCCAAUAAGAGCACUGGAAUGUACAUUAAGCCAGACCAAUCUGUAGCCAAUAAGAGCACUGGAAUGUAUAUUAAGCCAGACCAACCUGUAGCCAAUAAGAGCACUGGAAUGUAUAUUAAGCCAGACCAACCUGUAGCCAAUAAGAGCACUGGAAUGUACAUUAAGCCAGACCUACCUGUAGCCAAUAAGAACAAUGACAUUUUGCUGGAGCUACCCCAACCCAUCGGCCGUUGCAUAGGAUUUCCCAUAGGAAUUCUCUAGUUUUGCUCAGGGACACAGGCCGUAUAAAGCCUGUUAGUAGCAGGGGAUCUAUUAUACAUAAUGCUCAGGGAGUGUACAGAUCUGGGAUAACUUGAACACCAAUCUCUAGAACAAAGUUUUUUAUUUAUGUGAAACAGAUGUGCCAUAAUGUAUUUGGUACCUACAGAAAUAAACUUAUUUUCCAAUACUGUUA
Molecule: messenger RNA, 2596 nt
Organism: Xenopus tropicalis (tropical clawed frog)
Lineage: Eukaryota; Metazoa; Chordata; Amphibia; Anura; Pipidae
Gene: fas
Product: Fas cell surface death receptor
Biological process (GO): immune response; signal transduction; apoptotic process
Cellular component (GO): plasma membrane; membrane; membrane raft
Molecular function (GO): transmembrane signaling receptor activity
Source: RefSeq, marked validated